Messenger RNA from Danio aesculapii, 3944 nucleotides. Its product is annotated as chitin synthase chs-1-like. The record is from RefSeq and is a predicted model, not a curated record. The coding region runs from base 10 to 3765 and encodes 1251 amino acids. Gene Ontology annotation, cellular component: cell periphery; cell septum. The transcript is spliced from 20 exons. Gene Ontology annotation, molecular function: chitin synthase activity. NCBI's taxonomy places the organism in Eukaryota, Metazoa, Chordata, Actinopteri, Cypriniformes, Danionidae.
AACAUCAAUAUGGAGCAGAGUCCUGAUCUCAAAUUAGGGGAUGAGCACAAAGAUGAACAUAAGGAAGAUGAGACGGAACAACAACAGCAGAAAUUUUGGGAUACAUGCAAAGAAGUACCAAUCAUCCAAGAUGAUCAAAUUCCCAGAAACCGAACGCACUGUCUGAAAUGGUUCGCAUGUACUGUUAUUGGCUUGAUUGUCUUCAUCCUUGCGCUUCUCAGUAAAACAUCAUUUCUGCUUUUGAUAACAUUUGGAAACAAUCAAACGAACAUUAUUCCUUCAGACCAAAAACCAACUGCUCUACUUGCCAUUGGGUUUGUUCUGGUCUGCCCAAGUUUUCUACUGCUUCUAAAAGGCACAUGGAAGUUCACUUUCAAGAACUCAACCAUGCCAUCUAAAAAAACAUUUUUAUGGGUCCUUUGUGUUGAAAUCCUGGUAGCACUGGGAGCUGCAGUUCUUACAAUAGUAGCCAUGCCACACUUUGACAUUGUCACUAAUGUGAUGAUCCUAAACAGCGUGAGCAUCCUAUCUGCAGUUUUCCAGGUGAUUGCUAACUGCCAGGGCAAAGAGAGUAAGCGUUUUAUAUUGCUCCCGCUUUUAUCCAUUGUCUUUAUAGUGCUGGGAUAUGUUAUGUUUGUAGUCAACUUUCUGGUAUUCGAAAGUUCUCUCCUUUUACCAAUUGGACUUGCCAUCUUUGGGACCAUCUGUGUUUCUGUGAACUGGUGGGAAAACUACAGCACACUUUUCACCAUCCUGUCCCUAAAUGAGAUUCCGAAAGACAUAGCGAAGUCCAGUAAUGCGGUGAACAUCAUCUCCAGUUUGACAAGAAUCUUGAUUACUUCAGCUGUGAUUGGAGCUUAUGUCGCUCUAACAGGUGAAGGCUGGAAUUCAGUCAAAAUCGUCUUCGAAACGGUUGUCAUUGCAUUGGUUGUCAUCCAGACUCUAUCCUCAGCCUUGUGUCGCUGGUUUGUGGUUGUGGCUUGUAAGAUGCAUGCUUUGCGCCGAAGUUUCGUUAUGCCCAUGUACUUGGCAUCAAUCGUAGUUUUGGCAGUGUUUUUGUCUCCACUUGUAAUCAAGUUCCCAGUGUCUAAUCACACUUUAAGCUACCUAGAGGAUACUCCAGUGCCACAAUCCAGUGCAGAAUGGGUGAAGUUGUUGCUGAUCGAUACUAUACAAACAUUACUCAACAGGGACAUUGUGGUAAACAUGAAAAUAGUAGGACUGGUCUGUUUGGGCUGUUCUGCUCUCUGCUGGUGGCUGGGACUUGUGCUCAGCACAGUUUACAUCUGGUUCCUGAAGAUCCAUCGAAUUGAAAGGACCAAAGAUCUGUUUGUGCAACGCAUGUAUGAAGGAGCGUUUCUGGAGCAGUCUUUGAUGCUGAACACCCGUUUUGAAAUCAGAAAGAAAAUCAAGGAGAAAAAGCAUGACAAAGAAACCAUCCGGGUGUUUCUCUGUGCGACAAUGUGGCAUGAAACCUACGAUGAAAUGAUGAAGAUAAUCAUCUCUAUGUUCAGGAUGGAUAAAUAUAGGCCCAAAACCGAACAAAAAAGCGAUGUUGAGUUUGAAUUUCACAUUUAUGUUGAUGAUGCGUUCAAGGAUGUCAAAGAGGAGCGGCAUACGAAUGAAUAUGUUGAAAUUCUUGUGGACGUAAUUAAAGAAGUUUACCUCAUUUUUAGUGAAGAGGAUACAAGUGUGUUCAAGAAGCAGCAACCACUACCAAGCCAGAAGAUCAUAAGCACUCCUUUUGGAGGUCGGCUGGAAUACACCCUUCCUAAAGGCAAUGUAAUGAUUGUUAACCUCAAAGACAAGAAACUUAUCCGUCACAAAAAAAGAUGGUCUCAGAUAAUGUACUUGUAUUACAUUCUUGGCUGGAGACUUCACAAACAGUACUAUGAAAAGUUUGAGGCAGGUGAAGAUCUUGAAUACUUUAAAGAGGCAGGUGAACAAACAGAAUCGCUUAAAGAGAAACUGAAGAGAGAAAGAGAGAACACAUAUAUCCUGGCUCUGGAUGGUGAUACCGAUUUCCAGCCCUCUGCAGUCAUGCUGUUAAUUGACAGACUUAAACUCUACCCAGACGUUGGAGCAGCCUGUGGCAGGAUUCAUCCAACAGGCACAGGACCGAUGGUGUGGUAUCAGAAGUUUGAAUAUGCUGUAGGCCACUGGCUGCAAAAGACUGCAGAGCAUGUUCUCGGUUGUGUGCUGUGCAGUCCAGGAUGUUUUAGUCUUUUCAGAGGAGCUGCACUCAUGGAUGACAACGUCAUGAAGAGAUACACAACCAGAGCCAGUGAAGCCAGCCACUACGUCCAGUAUGAUCAAGGUGAGGACCGCUGGUUGUGCACUCUGCUGCUGCAGCAGGGCUGGAGGGUGGAGUACAAUGCGGCAUCUGAUGCCUACACCAACGCUCCACAGGAUUUUAAAGAGUUCUACAACCAACGCAGGCGCUGGGGACCUUCUACCAUGGCCAACACGAUUGACCUCCUGGGUUCAGGACAACUGACUGCUGAGAGGAACAGCUCUAUCUCAAAACUCUAUAUAUUGUACCAAGUUUUGAGCAUGGCAGCUUCAAUCUUGGGGCCUGCUACUGUCUGCCUCAUGAUAUCAGGAGGCUUCGUGUUUGUCUUCAAAAUGAGUGAAAACGAUGCCCUUGUUUUGGCGAUAGUGCCCCCUGCUAUCUACCUCAUCCUGUGCUUCAAACUGAAAUCUGAUACACAGAUUACAAUUGCAGCAAUCAUGAGCAUUAUGUAUGCAUUUCUCAUGGCAGGAUCAAUUCUCUCCAUCAUUGGUGAUUUAGUGCUGCAAGAUACUUUUCUGACCCCUAGUGGUCUGUUUCUCAUCGGCAUGGUUGUGUUGUACCUCAUCACGGCAGGUUUGCACCCUAAGGAGUUUUCACUGGUCAUCUAUGGAUUGGUAUACUUCAUCUGCAUUCCCAGUGGCUAUCUGCUCUUAGCCAUUUACUCCAUUGUCAACAUGAACAAUGUCUCGUGGGGGACUCGUGAGUCCGGAGUCCAGGUGAAGACUUCUGCAGUAAACAGUCUCAAGAAGAAGUUUAUGAACGCCACAUGCUGCAAAUGCCCAUGCUUGGAAUCUGAAGAAGAAACGAGGACGGAGUUAUCAAAACUCGAAGACAAAAUUGAAGUGGAAAAUACCUCGGAAAAACAAAGUGAAAACAACCAAAUCAUUUGUCAAAAUCGAAAACCUUGGAUUCACCAUUUGCAGCCAAAAUUUGGUUUUUCCUUGAGGAGUGAAUCCGCAUGUGAACUUGCUAUGGAAGAAUUCAAUUUCUGGAAGGAAAUGCAGAAAAAAUAUCUACAUCCUCUUGAGGAGAAACCAGAACAACUGGCAAUAAUCGCUAAUGAUCUGAGAGAACUUCGAAAUAAGGUUACAUUUAUCUAUUUCUUCUGCAAUGCACUUUGGCUAGUGGCAACUUUUUUCCUUCAAGCUAUUGGUGGUGCAGUCACUAUAAAGAUCCCAAAAAUCUACCCCAAUGGGACUCGAUCUCCAACAGAAAUGUUGUCCCUUGAUCCAAUUGCACUGAUGUUUCUCCUUGGUUUUGCAGCACUGCUUAUAAUACAGUUUAUUGCAAUGCUUUACCACAGAAUUUACACUUUUAUCCAUUUUGUGGCAUAUGCUGAUACGGAAAUUAAAGCCCACAGAAAGCAGUCACAACAGGUUGUAAAGUUCAUGGACCAUCAUGAGACUUUUGAAGGUGACACACCAAUUUCACCAAAACGCAAAUCUUUUAUAUCCGAUGGAUUUUUUCCCUGACACUUAUGUUGCGCAAUAAUAAUUGUAUGAAUAUUUAUUUAAUUUAUAAACCUAAAUGUGUUGUGUGUUGUACAGUAAAAUAUUAUGUCAGUCAAGUCAUUGUAUAUUUACUGAAUUAAUUACAUGAUAUGCCUGUUUAUUGUCUAGUUAAGAUGUUGUUUUACUGUUAAAUUAUUGAA